Molecule: messenger RNA, 1282 nt
Organism: Rhincodon typus (whale shark)
Lineage: Eukaryota; Metazoa; Chordata; Chondrichthyes; Orectolobiformes; Rhincodontidae
Product: mitochondrial translational release factor 1-like
Exons: 8
Coding region: 50-1282 (410 amino acids)
Biological process (GO): translational termination
Molecular function (GO): translation release factor activity
Source: RefSeq, a predicted model, not a curated record
CCAGAGAUCGCGGUGUACGGUGAGAGACGGGCAGCCCUGUGUACGGAACAUGCUCUUUGUGUGUCGGACUCUCCUCAUCACUCUGAAUGCCACUGUCAGGCAAACACUCAGACUGAGCUGCCUUGUGAAGCCUGCAUUCCCAUGCCCCAGGAGAUGUUUCUGCCAGAUUGCCCAACCUGGAUUUCGCUGGCCUCCCUCUGCCAUCCUCCUUGCUGGCACACCAAAGCACGUGCGUGCCUACGUGGCCAGCACAGAAGUGGUGGAAAGACUGUUUGCGCAGAGCUCGCUGCAGGACUACCUGAGGAAGCUGGAACAGGAGUAUGAGGAGUCUGUGCAGAGGCUUAAUUCCACUGAGCCUUCCCCAGGAGAAGUGGAGGGGGAAAGGACAAGGCUGCUGAGGAGGAGAGUGACUGAGCUGGAUCCGGUGGUAAUGGAACUUCAGCAGCUGAGGCUGAAAAUGCAGGAGUUGCAGGACAUUGAGACACUGCUAAAAGAUGAGGAUAUUGAUUUGAAGAGACUUGCUGAAAGCGAAGAGAGUUCAUGUCUGGAAACCAUCCACACUCUAAAGUCCAAGAUAAUUUCACUCCUGAUCCCCCCUGAAGAAGCAGACAAUAAUGAUCUGAUUCUGGAGGUGACUGCAGGAGUCGGGGGACAGGAAGCCAUGUUGUUUACCGCUGAAAUGUUCGAAAUGUACCAGAACUACGCAUCCUACAAACACUGGCAGUUUGAAGUUCUGGAGUACUGCCACAGUGAUCUCGGGGGUUUACGUCACGCUGUAGCUAGUGUGAGUGGCCCGGAGACCUACAAGCACAUGAAGUAUGAGGGGGGAGUGCACAGAGUUCAGCGGAUUCCCAAAACUGAAAAACAAGGCAGGACUCACACCAGCACGAUGACCGUGGCCAUCCUACCGCAGCCCACUGAGAUUGAUAUGACCAUCAACUCCAAGGAUCUGCGGAUAGAAACAAAACGUGCAAGUGGUGCCGGCGGUCAGCAUGUGAACACAACGGACAGUGCGGUUCGCAUUCUGCACAUCCCAACAGGUGUAGCAGCAGAAUGCCAGCAGGAAAGGUCCCAGCUGAAAAAUCGAGAAAAAGCAAUGCAGAUGUUGCGAGCUAAAUUAUACAGCAUGAAGCUGGAGGAGCAGACUAACAAGAGACAAUAUGCUCGAAAGAUUCAGUAUUAUGACAAACAUUCCAUUGUGUUUGUUCCCCUGGCUCUGAAUUUCCUUAAAGACUACUUAUCCCUGAAGUCAUCCAAUUCUAUUGAAAGGUUAUUGACUUGA